This is a messenger RNA of Olea europaea var. sylvestris, 1507 nucleotides long. Its product is annotated as thaumatin-like protein 1b. Gene Ontology annotation, cellular component: extracellular region. The transcript has 3 exons. Lineage: Eukaryota; Viridiplantae; Streptophyta; Magnoliopsida; Lamiales; Oleaceae. The record is from RefSeq and is a predicted model, not a curated record. Gene Ontology annotation, biological process: defense response. Bases 135 to 1100 code for a protein of 321 amino acids.
GGUUCCUAGAGUCCCCCCAACCGCCAUACCCCAUUUCCACAACCUCAUUUAGGGGAAGAAACCACUUUCCUCCGCCACCGCCUUCUUCCUCUAUUUAUCCAUUUCAUACGCACAUACAUUUACAUAAAACUUAAAUGGAACGCCUCCGCCUCUGCUCACGAGUCCUCCUACUAGCACUCACAAAUUUCCUCAUAUCAGAAGUGCAUUCAUCAGCCACAUUUACAAUAGUAAACAAGUGUGAGUUCACAGUUUGGCCAGGCAUUUUAUCAAACGCCGGGAUUGCACCACUUCCUACCACUGGUUUUGCUCUGCAAAAGGGGGAGACAAAAACCAUGGCUGCGCCGUCUUCCUGGGGUGGCCGCUUCUGGGGUAGGACACACUGCAGUGAGGACUCAGCAGGCAAAUUCUCUUGUGUUACUGGCGAUUGUGGCUCCGGGAAGUUGGAAUGCUCUGGCGGUGGAGCUUCUCCUCCGGCUACCCUGGCGGAGUUCAAAAUCGACGGAGACGGUGGCAAGGACUUCUACGACGUUAGCCUUGUAGAUGGGUAUAACCUCCCAAUGCUUGUAGUCCCCCAGGGUGGAUCCGGCGAUAACUGUACAACCACGGGAUGCGUGGUGGACAUGAACGGCGCGUGCCCUUCCGAACUCCGCGUGACAGGCGUAGGCGGAGAGAGGGUGGCUUGCAAGAGCGCGUGCGAGGCUUUCGGCAAAGAGCAGUUCUGCUGCAGCGGCGCGUAUGGUACACCCGACAGUUGCAAACCAUCGACGUACUCGCAGAUGUUCAAGAGUGCAUGUCCACUCGCCUAUAGCUACGCUUACGAUGACAAGUCCAGUACCUUCACAUGCACCGGGGCCGACUAUUUGAUAACCUUCUGCCCAUCCCCAAGUGCAAGUCAAAAAUCAUCAUCGGAUGGGCAAGGCCCGGAAUCCGGAUCCGACGAGAGCAACACUUCACCAUUUGACAACAGCUCAAUGGUGUACGAAGGAGCGUUGGAGGUGAGUGCAGCACCGUCUACGUGCAUAGACGUGGUUAGGGGGCAGGCGGUGGCCGUUGCCGUCGCCAUCACGGCAGCGAUGUGGCGACUGCCUCAGCCAUUUUAGCUUUUUCUAUCCCUUUUUAUCUGAAUCAUCCAUCCACUGCCGCUCAUUGUGGGCCCAUUGGAACUUGUCGGAUGUUGGGUUAUGCGUCAGAUGUGGCCCAGCCCUUUCUUCUCAUGGGCGUCGUGAUGUUCAAGUGGCCCAUGAAUAUGGUCCAUGUGAUGAGGAAAUGAGUCACCUUGAAAAUCAUAGAAAAAAGAUGAUCAGACAGAAAAAUAGGUAGAAAGUUGAUACAGAUCACGAGAUGAGAGGCGGUGGCUGAGAAUUUUUUAUAAUUAUGAUUUCUUAUUUUAUUAUUUUAAUUAAGAUAGACGAGACAUCUAUUUAAUAGAUUAGAAGUUAGAACAAUAUAAUACUCGAAUAUAGUUGAACGUGGCAAAAACGAAAUCAUUUAUCAUUAAAAUUUUCUU